Molecule: messenger RNA, 3572 nt
Organism: Linepithema humile (Argentine ant)
Lineage: Eukaryota; Metazoa; Arthropoda; Insecta; Hymenoptera; Formicidae
Source: RefSeq, a predicted model, not a curated record
ACAUAUUACACCUGUAACUAAACUUUUUUACGUGUAAUGGCCUUAUAGCAGUUGAUGCUUUCGUCUCAAAUCUGGCACUACGAUUAAAGCUGCAAGUGUUUCACAUAUAUAGGUUUUAUAACAAAUUCGACUUCAUACGACAAUCGUGAAUAGUGUCACACGUGUUACGAUAAUUUGUCGACAAAAUAAAAUCGCAGCUAAAAUAAAUACGCAGUUCUCGGUUGUGUGUGUGAUGUAGUCUCGUGUUCACUUCUAAGAUCAUUUUCACUUAACUAGUUCUCUUUGGUUUUGAGCAUCUGCAAGAGGAUCAAAGACGGCGAUAAGCUGUAUAAAUAGAUAAAUAAUAUCUGAUUUAAAAUUGCAGUUUCACUUUUUGAGUAUAAAUUAAGAGAAAUAGUGAACAUUCUAUGUACUAAUUCCACAUUCGGUAUUUUACGGAAUUCUCGACAUCUGCAUGAACAAAAAUUGACAGUUUUUUCUAAACUUUUGGACUGAAAAUGUUCAAAUCAACGAGGAAGACAUCUGUAUUAUAAGUUUUUCUUUGAUGCUUUUAAUUUUCCUAUAGCACACAAACUAUGUGCAUGAUUAAUAGACUUAGGGCACAUCACUAUACACAUCAUUAUAUAGAAAAGGACAUAAAUAAUGAGAGAACGUUUUGAUAGAGGAAAACUUUGCAACAUUUGAAGCCUUGUAUAAGUUUUUUAAGAAGAUUGGUCACUUAAUUUAGAAAAGCUAGGAGAGAAGAAGGAGAAGAUAGUUCAACAGGAAGUACACCUUAAAGAAGUAUCGAUGUGGAAAGAAAAGAAUCGAGUAUUAAUCAAUUAUACAGAAGACUAAUAAUUUUGACGCAUCAAUUGAUGAAAAGGAAUACAUCGAGUGACUCGAUGAAUGAAGACAUCAAUAAUAGUGAAAAGAGGAGAGGAUAAGGAGCAGAAUUUGUUGUCAAAAAGCUCUCAAUUGUUUUAAGCUGAAGGUACAUAUACAUGAUAAAACCUUCUUCAAACCCUGUGUGAGGAUAUCUUCUGUAUAUCAGUCUUUGUUAUUUUAAAUUUUUAUAUAUUUUCUGUUCUACAUAAAAAUGUGUGAUAAUUUUAAAAAAAGACCUAAACGAAACUUUUCAGCAAAUUGGCUCAAAGACGAUAGAUUUAAAUCUUGGAUAAGUAAAGUAGAGUUUAAUGAUAACCUUUUUUAUUGUACCAUAUGCGACAGAAAGAUGUCGUGCAGCUUAUCGCACGUUUUAAGACAUGCAAAUUCUACAUGUCAUAAAAAUAAUAUGAAAGAAAAUACAUCAUUAUUAAAUAGUAACAAUGUAAGUUCUAUUAAAAAAAUGCCGAGAAGAAGCAAAUUUCAACAAAAAUGGUUAGAUAUUAAGCAAUUUAAGCCAUGGCUAUCUGACGUUCCACAUAAUGAAAAUUUAUCUCUUUGCUCGUUCUGUAAUAAAUGUAUUGUAGGUGGUAUAUCGCAAAUCUUUCGUCAUGCAAAAUCCAAAGCACACAUAAAAUUGUCUGAACAGAAUAAUAUAGAAACAAACGAAACAAAUGAAGUAAAUGAAACAAUCAAACUAAACCAAAGUAACAACAAAUUAAGGAAUGAAUCGUCACAUGUUACAUUUGAAGAGCGAAAGAAAUCAGCAGAAAUUCGAUUUGCCGCAUUGAUUGCUGAUAAAAAUAUUCCAUAUCAAACUGCAGAAGAUAUUCUCAGCUUUUUCCAACAAAUAGGAGACGAUUAUGAUGCGUUAAAAAGUAUGGAUAUGGAUCGCACAAAAUGUAAAAACAUAAUUAUGAAUGUGUUAUAUCCAAUAGAGAUGAACCGUGUGAUCAACAGCAUUCAAAAGACAAAAUUUUCAAUUUUUAUUGAUGAAACAUUUGAUUUUUUUGAUAAAAAAUACAUAACGUUUUUUGUUCGGUACGUUGAUCCUGAAACAUUAGAUAUUCGCUCACAAUUUGUAAAAUUCAUUAAUAUUGAUGAAAAAAAUAAGUCUGAGGAAAAAUUGUUUCAUACAUUUCAAUGUGAAAUGUCGAAACUUAAUAUUCCAUUUUUAAAUAUUGUUGCUUUAUCAUGCAGUAAUCCAUCUGAUAAAGCAGACAAAUAUUUAUUAUUUAAAAGAAAGCUGAAAGAAACUUGUAAAAAUUUGUUAACAUUUUCAUGUCCAUGUCAUUCCACUGCAUUAGCUGUCGAAACUGCAUAUAAUAACAUACCAAAGCAUUGCACAGAAUUUUUAAAAGAGAUCACAAAUUAUAUUAACAAUAGUUCCAAAAAGUCGAUUAUUUAUAAAGUAUUUAAUGAAUGUUUUCAGGAAACAAACUACAAAAAUUUGUCUGGUACAUGGUGGCUUUCUCACUAUUCAUUUGUUAAAAAACUUCUGGAGUCUUGGGAUAUUAUCAAGUUUUUUUUUAUUAAAAUGGCUAGAAAUGAAAAUACAGAGUCUGAACAGCUGGAUUUAUUAAUUCUAAUGGAAAGUCUUGAUAUAAAAGCAUAUUUAUUUUUUUUAAAACAUAUUUUAAAUUGUUUCAAUUCAUUUAAUGUAUUUUUUCAAACUCUGGAGACAAAAAUUCAUUUAUUGCAAUCAAAAUCAGUAGAGUUUUUAACUAUAUUUUCUAAAUAUUUUUUGAAAGAAAAUUUUGCACAACAUUUGUGUAAUAAUCAAUUUUCUCAAAAAGAAAAUCAAAAAGCUUUAGAUAAAGUUAAUCUAGGAUCAGAAUGCGAAGAAUAUUUAGAAAAAUUAAUAAAGGAAGGACACGUGAACCUUGUUGAAAAUGUUCGAGAGAAUUGUUUAAAAUUUUACAUAACUGCUGCCGAAGAAAUGAGUAAAAGAUUACCGAUUAAUGACAAAUUUUUAUCUAAAUUAAAAGUUUUUGAAGCAGAGACAGCUUUAAAUGAUCCUGACAGAGGAACUUCUUACAAUGAUGUUGUUUUUAUCGCUCAAACCUUUGGUGGUUUCGACCAAAAUAGUUUAAGGAAAGAAUGGAGUGCUUUAUAUCUAGAUUUUAGAACCGCAGAAAAACAAAACCUUUCAGAAUUAAAUUUUGAUGACAUGUGGAAACAAAUUUUACAUCAAUACUCUAUUAAUAAUAGUAAAUAUCCCAAUCUGAAGUCUCUUUUGAAUGCUGUUAGAUCACUUCCAAAUUCAAAUACCGAUCCAAGAAAAAGAUUUUCUUUUAUAUGAUUUAAAAACUACAAAAUAAAAGAAAUUUGUUUGUCUAUAUGCAGGGCUGGGCAAAAUACAUAAUUAAGUAUUUGAAAUAGAAAGUAAAAAGUCUUCUAUCAAAAUAUUAAGAUUGACAGUAUUUUGUAUUUCAAAUACUUUUUGCCCAGUCCUGUCUAUAUGAAUACGAUUAAUAUUGAAAUUAAGAAACUGUUUUUAGUAAACACAUAGAGCUAAGGUUCUAAUGCACAAUAAGGAAAAUGUUAAGAAUAAGAAUACAUUUUAAAUAUUAGAAAUCAGAAUUAUAGGAAUAGAAAUAAAAUAUAACAUAAUGAAAUAUAAGAUAUAAAUUAUAAGAUAGGAAUAUAAGAUAGAAAUUUUAUGUCAUACAGCCAUAACAGCCAAAAAUAAACGGUAUGGAUUUUAA